Messenger RNA from Nicotiana attenuata, 959 nucleotides. RefSeq lists its product as uncharacterized. Bases 1 to 567 code for a protein of 188 amino acids. The transcript is spliced from 4 exons. The record is from RefSeq and is a predicted model, not a curated record. NCBI's taxonomy places the organism in Eukaryota, Viridiplantae, Streptophyta, Magnoliopsida, Solanales, Solanaceae.
AUGAUUCGUGAGGCCGGUAUGUUGGAAAGCCGUUCUUACGAGGGGCCUCAGAAGGCGACUGAUAUCCAUGGCUUCUUGGAUGGGUUUGCGUUUGCUACUUUGGAAGACUUCACUGGGCUUGGUGACCUGCCGGUGCCAAGGAAGGUUUUCUCUUCCCCCGUGGGGGUCGGUAGUUACCUUCGGUGUUUGGUGACCAAAGAAUAUCAGGCAGUGAUGAACGAAGUGGAAACCCCCUGCCUAUUCAAUGAAGCCCAACAAGCAUUAAAUCAGGCUUCGCUGCUACAUCACGAGGCUUUCCUCCGAUACCGGGAGGAAUUAACUCACCACGAGGCUGAGGUUCGGGACCUCACUGAGAAAAGUGACAGCUACAAGCUUCUCAGUGAGAAGCUUCAGGCCGAUUUAGUAACAGCUCGGGAUGAACAUGCCGAGAUGUUCGAGCAGGUCCGGCAGAGGCUCGAACAGAUUGGGCAGCUCAAGACAGAGGUAGAUACAAUACAAGUUGAGGCUGAAGAGUUCAAGAAAAACAUGGACAUCUUAGCUUCGAGAAAGGAAGCUGUCCGAGCAUAACUGGAGUCGGCCGAGACCCAGCCCCAGGCUGCUAAAGAGAAAGCGUCGGUGCAGGUCAAGAAAAUCAAGGAGCUUCAAUCCCAGUUGGACUUGGCUAUUUUUGAUAGAGCAAACUUGGUCAAUGAACUAGAGGUGGCCAAAUCAGAGGUGGCAGUGGCCAAUGCCAAAGCCGAUGCUAAAGUAGCCAAAUACAAGGUCGACGUGGGUAUGACCGUGGCCUUUAAAAAUCGGGGAUUUCCUAAGAGGUAUUAUGCCCCCGAUGAUCGAUAGUUCAAUCUAUUCGAGUUUAUUUUUCAGACGGCAGUCCCUGAGUAUGGGAGUGAGCAUCCGAACUCUGGUUAUAUUUGGCCCUUAAGCUCGUUUCCUUAAGAGAUCGAAAGUACGAAAUUGUA